Paramecium sonneborni is the source of this 1972-nucleotide messenger RNA. The record is from the annotation of a GenBank genome assembly. Lineage: Eukaryota; Ciliophora; Oligohymenophorea; Peniculida; Parameciidae.
CUAAAAUGGCAACAGAAUUGUUAUAAGAGAAUUAUGAAUUUAAUGCACCACCAAGGGUUGUAUAGAAAUAAAAAUAUAGAGAAGAUAUAAGAGAUUCUUGUAAUAUUAUGUGGGAUAAACGUGUAAUAAGAGGAAAUACAUAUUCAAGCAUUCUUAAUAAAUCUGAACCAAUGAUUUAAACAACAAUGAAAAGGAUUUAGUAAACAAAAGUAGUAACAGAAAAGAAAGAGGAUGAAACUAUUCAUGAUGAAGAAACAUAAACAGAUCCAAAUGUUGAAGAACUUACAGAUAAACCACCAAGACAUUAGAAAGAAUCUUAAACUGAAUUUAUUAUUGAAAAAGUAGUACUACGACUCUUUAUGAAAGAAAAAACAGGUAUUGAUUAAGAAACAUAAGUUUGGGAUGAUGGAGAGUUAUUCAAUUUUGAAUAUGAAGCAGAACCAAUUUUAUAAGUUUUGGUUAAAAAGACACUAGAUCUUAGUAGAAUGGAAGUAUUACAAGAAGAAGAAUUAAGAGAGAUGAAGGAAAAGUAAGAAUAUUAUUAAAAAUUAAAAUAAAUGGAAAUGGCUGAAUAAGACAGAUUAGAAGAAAAAGAAUUAUAAAUAUUUAAUGAAAAUCUUUUACUAAAAAAUAAAUAUCAAAAUUAAACUAAUAGAAAUAUUAAAAUUCAUGAAAAAUUAGUUAGUAGAGCUUUGUCUAAAUAAUAUUUAUAAAAAUGUGUUCGAUAAACAAUAUAAAAAUUAAAUGAAAAUGGAUAUUUUAGAGAUCCAGUUGAAACUUAAUUGAUUGUUGAAUAUUUACCAUGGAUUUUUUAAGAUGUAAAUUAGGAAUUACUAUAAACAGAUUAAAUAAAUUAAGAAUAUCAAAAAAUGAUUGAAGAAAUAGAUCAUUAAAUGUUUGAGUUACAUUCUUUGACUUAAGCAUCUGAAAGAAAUAGACGUUAAUCUAUUUUAUAAGAAAGAGAAAGAUAAAGAAUUGCAAAAGAAGAAGCGGACAGACAAAGAAGAGAGAGGAGAAAAAUUAGAUUAGAAAAAGAAAGAAGAUAAAAAUUAAGAGAUACUGUAUAAGAAUAAUUGAUAAUGAAAGGAGAAGAAAGAGAAUGGUUUACUUUAAUUUCAGAUAUAGAUGGAUAUUAUUCUGGAACUAAUACGAUAGGAUAUCUAGGAGGAAUAAUUGGUUAAUUUAUUAUUACUAUUAAUGCUUUGAAAUAAUUAGGAGAGACAAUUGAAGAUUUAUCAGAACUUAUUUAAUCUACUAUUAUUGCCUUACCAGAAUCAAGUAUGAUAGAAAUUGGAUUGAAAGAAUAAGUCGAACAAAUGUUAGCAGAAAUUGAACGUAUAUUUUUAUUUAUAUUAAUUUUUUAGCUGAAUUAACUUUGGCAACUCUGCCAGAAUAACUAAGUUAAGGUAUUGAAAAUGCAAUAAAAUAAAAUAUCACUUAUAGUAUUCAGUAAUUCUGGGACAAAUUUGAUUUUAUUUAAAAUGCUUCCUAAAUUUCAGAUAUUGUUAUUAAGAUUUUAUUUGAAAAUAGAUAGAAAAUCAAAUGGACCAAAAUUAAAGGGUAAGUAGAUCUUUUUAAAAUUCCAUGUCUUGUUAAAUUAUAACCAUCCAUGGAUAAUUUGCAAUUUCAUCCUAAAUCAGGUAAAACGAGAGUUGAAAGAUCACCAGAAGAUGAAGCAACUGAAGAAGAGAUAAUUAAUCCUAAAAAUCUUGGGGAAGCUAUUGUUGACACUAAAGUUACAGCUUUUAUACCAUAAGUAUAUUAUUUUAUAAUUUUUAAGAACGAAGAACUUCAAACCGCAGUUAUUCAUAAUGUGGCAGAAUUCUAACUUAGACGUUUAUUAGUUUAAUAAAUAGGAGAUUAAGACAUUCCCUGGUAGGUUAACUUUACUGAUAAAUGUCAACAACUCGAAGCUUAAAUUAUUGAAACUAUUAAUCCUUAAUUGCCUUAAUUAGAUGUUUAUUAAUAUUGA